This is a messenger RNA of Lactuca saligna, 381 nucleotides long. Lineage: Eukaryota; Viridiplantae; Streptophyta; Magnoliopsida; Asterales; Asteraceae. The record is from the annotation of a GenBank genome assembly.
AUGGUUCUGUUUCUUUUUCGUAUCUUCAAUUUGGUUCAACCCCAACAUCAUCAUGAUCAUCAAAAACUAUCUAGAAGCAGUCCUGUUUCAGCUAUGGUGACACGUGAAUUCCUUGUGGUCAGAAACUUCAAGGACAUUAAUGAGAGGAAAGAUUUGCAAGAAAGUUGUGCAGUUUGCUUGAAUGAGUUUGAGGGUGAUGACAAGAUUAGAUGCUUGAUAAAUUGUACGCAUACUUUCCAUCAAGGUUGUUUGGAUCGUUGGAUGGAUCUUGUUCAAGGUACUUGUCCGAUUUGCAGAACUCCAAUUUUGCCAUAUGCAUGUCAAGAUGAAUACAAUAAACGACUUAAUGUUGUCAAUAAUCUCCACAUGAAGUCCUACUAG